GUAUUGACUAGCUCGUAAUAAAGUCGUGGAUCAUCAUCGACGUUUGCCUGCCGAACGCCUUUCCAGAGCAGCUUGUCCACCACUGCAUCUCUCAACCUCGACCGCCAGUCAUGUCGUACGAUCCUAGAGAACACUUUCAACAGAUCCAGAGGACGCUGCAGCAGCGUCGUGGUCAAGGCUUCGGAGGAGUUCCGGGAGGCGGUGCUGCAGGUCGAGGUCUUAUUGCUUUGAUCGGUUUGGGCGUUGCCGGAGUGGUCUUGUCCAACUCCAUAUUCAACGUUGACGGUGGUCACCGCGCGAUCAAGUACACUAGGGUAUCUGGAGUGUCAAAAGAGAUCUAUAACGAAGGCACACAUCUACGGAUACCUUGGUUCGAAACACCUAUCGAUUACGAUGUACGAGCGAAGCCGAGAAACGUCGCAUCCUUGACCGGAACGAAGGAUCUCCAGAUGGUCAACAUCACAUGCCGUGUAUUGUCCAGACCUCGAGUUGAAGCACUACCUCAGAUCUACCGUACCCUUGGUACUGACUACGACGAGCGAGUACUGCCGUCAAUCGUCAACGAAGUUCUCAAAAGCGUGGUGGCGCAGUUCAACGCCAGUCAAUUGAUCACACAGCGAGAAAAUGUUGCCAGAUUAGUCCGGGAUAACCUUACGAGAAGAGCUGCAAGAUUCAAUAUCAUGCUUGACGAUGUCUCGCUGACGCACCUCUCUUUCUCGCCUGAGUUCACCGCUGCCGUCGAGGCGAAGCAAGUUGCACAACAAGAGGCUCAGAGAGCAGCCUUCAUUGUUGACAAGGCGAGACAGGAGAAACAGGCAACGGUCGUUCGGGCUCAGGGUGAAGCCAGAUCCGCCGAAUUGAUUGGCGAUGCUAUCAAGAAGAGCAGAAGUUAUGUCGAAUUGAGGCAAAUAGAGAAUGCUCGCAACAUUGCAAGCAUUCUGCAAGAAGCGGGAGGCAAGAACAAACUCUAUCUCGAUGCUCAGGGUCUUGGCCUCAAUGUCCAUGCCGGCGAGGACAGCGUCUCGAAGAAGUAAACGGGCGUGCAUCAAUAUGGUCAUAUGUAUUCUACUAGGGCAGAAAUCUCGAAAAGGCUACUUCUUUCUAGCCUUCUGUUAGCGAUCGAUACUACCAAUGUAACAAUUCUUCACUCGAAAA
Messenger RNA from Exophiala oligosperma, 1155 nucleotides. RefSeq lists its product as uncharacterized. The transcript is spliced from 3 exons. The record is from RefSeq and is a predicted model, not a curated record. Lineage: Eukaryota; Fungi; Ascomycota; Eurotiomycetes; Chaetothyriales; Herpotrichiellaceae. Gene Ontology annotation, biological process: mitochondrion organization. Bases 111 to 1034 code for a protein of 307 amino acids. Gene Ontology annotation, cellular component: membrane; mitochondrion.